Molecule: messenger RNA, 2409 nt
Organism: Chanos chanos (milkfish)
Lineage: Eukaryota; Metazoa; Chordata; Actinopteri; Gonorynchiformes; Chanidae
Gene: ogal
Product: O-GlcNAcase like
Exons: 16
Coding region: 172-2232 (686 amino acids)
Biological process (GO): glycoprotein metabolic process
Molecular function (GO): beta-N-acetylglucosaminidase activity
Source: RefSeq, a predicted model, not a curated record
UGGUUUUAGCUUCAGCGGUUUCUGCAGAAGCGUACGAAGGUAAGCUGUCAAGUCAGGUGCACGCGAGCAGAGGACUCUCUUGCAUUAGUGCAAGGGUACACAUAGAGCUUUGCCGAAGCGAUUUCUUGUGUCAGUGCUGCAGUUGAAAUUCAUUCGAGAAGAGUCAAGACAAUGGCGAAGCCAAACACUAGUCAAAGAAGAUUUUUGGGUGGUGUCGUUGAGGGUUUUUAUGGACGUCCAUGGACCAUGGAACAGAGGAGAGAGCUUUUCAGGAAGGAGCAGAAAUGGGGGUUGAACACAUAUCUGUAUGCUCCAAAAGAUGACUACAAACACAGAAUGUACUGGAGGGAACUUUAUACUGCUGAAGAGGCUGAGCAACUUAUCGCACUUAUCACUGCUGCUAAAGAACAUAAUGUUGAGUUCAUCUAUGCCAUCUCACCUGGCCUGGAUAUCACCUUCUCUAACCCAAGAGAGGUGGCCACACUGAAGAGGAAACUGAGCCAGGUGUCUGAAUUUGGUUGCAAGUCCUUUGCCCUCCUGUUUGACGACAUUGAGACAGAAAUGUGUCCCGCUGAUAAAGAGGCCUUCAGUUCGUUUGCGCAUGCUCAGGUGGCUGUCACUAACGAGGUCUUUCAGCAUUUAGAGGAGCCCGAGACGUUUCUCUUCUGCCCAACAGACUACUGUGCUGCUUUCUGCACCCCAAAUGUCCCCCAGUCCUCAUAUUUAAACACUGUUGGAGAGAAGCUCCUCCCUGGCAUAGAUGUGCUUUGGACAGGCCCAAAAGUAGUGUCGAAGGAGAUCUCAGUGGAGUCCAUAGAGGAAGUUUCAAGGGUACUGAGAAGGCCUCCAGUUAUAUGGGAUAAUAUCCAUGCUAACGACUAUGACCCCCAGAGAAUCUUCCUCGGGCCCUUCAAGAACCGACCCACAGAACUCAUUCCUAAACUCAGAGGUGUGCUCACCAAUCCCAACUGUGAAUUUGAGCCUAACUUUGUGGCCAUUCACACAUUAGCCACGUGGUGCAAAUCAGCUAAUAACGGAACAAAGGAUGUUGCCAUGGACGGAGAGGACCAGGGAUCUGACUACAGUCCUCAAGAGGCUUUGCAGCUUGCCCUCGCUGAGUGGCUGGUGGAGUUCGGAAUUGCUGACCAGCCUGGUGCCUCUCAUGCUGCUCGUGGUGGUGUUCCAAAGAGAGAGUCAUCUGAGGAGGAGCCCAUGCAAACAGAUGGGUAUGUGCCAGGUCCCAGAGAGAACCCACUGUACACGGCCGAGCCGCUGACCCUGGACGACCUCACACUGCUGUCAGAACUCUUCUACCUGCCCUAUGAGUAUGGCCCCACAGCCCUCACCAUGCUGCAGGAACUCCACUGGCUCCGUGGCAACAGCGAUGCUGCUGGGUUCGGCACCGUGGCAACAAAGUCAGAGAAGGGUGCAGAAUGGCGAGCACGGGCAGAGAGGUUUGAUGAAAUGUGUGAGGCGGUCGUGCAGAUGUUCAACAGGCUCUCAAACGCUCCAAACCGGAGCAUUCUGUACGAUCUAUACAACUACAUCUGUGACAUCAAAAGUGGUGUGUCCAUGGCAAGGAGCUUUGUCAAGUCUUUAGGUGGUCGGAGUCCUCCAUCAUCUCAACUUCUGAACGAUGACCCAGAGCCAUGGGGCUUCAGGGGUGGUCUUUCUGGAGAGUUCCAGAGGAUGUUGCCUUGCCAUGGGAAUCGAGAUCUUUUCCGCAGUCCUCCUGCAUCAAGAGUGUACACCAUUCGACCGUACUCCAUCAAAGACCAGGCUGAAGUGCACAAAAUAUUCUCAGAAAUACAUGGGGAUACAAUCGCAAAACCAGAGCUGGUUGGGGACAGUCUUGCAGAGGGUCAGAUAACUCCCUCCCAGAAUUGUGGCUUUCUGUUGGAGGACGAGUCUGGGAUUUGUGGCUAUGCUCUCGGCCUGUCUGAGGCAGGACCUGUUAUGAAUAAAGCCCAGUAUCCAGAUUCAUUUUUGCAUGAGUUCCCCUCCCUUGUGACCAUUGAGGUUCUCCCAAAGAUUCCAGACCCUAGUGCUGUUAAGCGGCUGAUUGGUAGCCUAAUUUCAUCAAUGAGGACCAGUGGUUCCAAAGGUGUGUUCUGUCAGCUGAGGUCAAAUGACAAGAGAAUGCUGAACUUCCUUAGAACACUGGGUUCCUUUCAAGUGCUCAAAGUAGAGGGGCUACCAAAGGACGUGGUCAUUAUGGGAACAAGCCUGUGAACCUGCGCUGAGUGAAAGAGUAAUGAGUCAUUUGAUGUGAAUUAAUUCAUGAGACAGGCUUCUCAGCUGCUUCAAGAUUGACUGCAGGGUCUGCAGAAAUGAGCAUUUCUUUUACUGUUGACUUGAGUACUGAUCCUUGAUUUCAAUUUGUAUUGGUUGUUUACUCAAAGAUGAAAU